UCUACAGGCAUCGUCAUGAGUGACCCCUUCCUACACUAUCAAUCACUCCUCAAAGUCAACUACUUUCGUCCCGACGACUCUCAGCUACGAGCCGUCAAGGAACUCCAAAAGCUCUAUAGACGCAUUGAUGGGUAUGUCCCACCGGUUGAUUUUGCUCGCAAGAUCAAGCAAGUUGAGAAACUCCUUCGAAAGAGCCCAACCAUCAAUCCUGUUCGCAAGUUUCUAUCAAGUGCAAGUGAUGGUGCACUUGUCAAGCAACUCUCGUGGGAAGAGGAAUUGCUCAAUAUCGAUAGUCCAAAAGGCUUGAUGUUAUCAGGAUCCGUGGGCACGGGCAAGAGUAUGCUCAUCGAUAUUCUCUUACCGAUGAAGAAGAGAUGGCACUAUAAUGCUUUCAUGCUUGAACUCUUUGCUCGUCUCAAUCGAGAACGCGACGAUGAAUACAUCUUGCUCAAAAUUGCCUACGAACUCAUUGAAGAAUCUCCCAUUCUCGCCAUUGAUGAGUUUCAACUAGGAGAUCCAGCAUCAGCUCGCAUACUCAAGGGUGUGCUCAUCUACUUUUGGAAAAUGGGAGGUGUGCUCAUUUGUACAUCCAACCGAAUGCCCGAAGAUUUAUACUCUGGCUCGUUUCAAGCAGAACAGUUCAAGUCAUUCACAGAACUCCUAUCAACACGCUGUGUUGUCCAUGACAUGCGCAGUGGUCGAGACUUCAGAAAGGAAGUCACAGAUCAGCUGGCCAUGUAUCACGCACCAAAUCAAGAAACACGACCGAUGGAGGAAGUUGUUGCAGAGCUCAUGCCUUCACCUACCUCUACAACCAUCAAUAUUCACUCGAGGACAGUCGCCAUUCCCGCGCAACAGGAUGGGGUUGUCAAAUUUGACUUUUCUUACCUUUGUGAAGCUGAUCUGGGUCCUGCAGACUACAUCAGUAUUGCAUCAAAAUAUACGACGAUCAUACUCGAUAAAGUUCCUAUCUUGAUGCUCAACAAGAAGAAUGAAGCGCGACGAUUCAUUUCUCUGAUUGAUGCCUUGUAUGAGAGCAAGUGCAAACUUCUCAUCAGAGCAGAAGCAACACCUGACCAGCUCUUCUUUCCAGAAACAGGUGGUAUGGCGAGCACAGAUUCGAUUGCUAGUGAAGCGUUUUCAGAGACAUACUACGAUGUGACGAAUCCCAACAGACCUAAUGUCUCUAGUUAUGCAGCGACCAAGCCCGAGGAUCAACGAGAUGCUGUUCAACAGGCCAUGCCCAAACAAGAUUUCGGAAGGUUGAACGCAUUCACUGGUCAAGAUGAGCAAUUCGCUUUUGGCAGAGCUGCAUCUCGUUUGUAUGAAAUGACAAGCAAAGAAUGGUGGGAUAAAGUGCAGCAUUUGCCAAAUGAAGCGGAAGAACGAACAUGGGAGUUGACGUUGUCAGAUCGAACGCGCCUGGGAGCCAGGGAUGGGAAGCGCCCGAUUGAGUUCAAGCAUGGUGCAUCGCCAUUCAGGGUCCAUCCACAGCCUCCACCCCGGUUUUCCAUGGAGCAUUUCUGGCAGAUGGUG
Molecule: messenger RNA, 1536 nt
Organism: Protomyces lactucae-debilis
Lineage: Eukaryota; Fungi; Ascomycota; Taphrinomycetes; Taphrinales; Protomycetaceae
Product: AFG1-like ATPase-domain-containing protein
Exons: 1
Cellular component (GO): cytoplasm; mitochondrion
Molecular function (GO): ATP hydrolysis activity; ATP binding
Source: RefSeq, a predicted model, not a curated record